GAUGGUUUAUCGAGUGAUGUACCACUGGUUGAAUUUAUAAAUCCAAAUGAAACAAAUAUAACUCAAAACAAUCCCAGGCAACACCAAAUUCAUAAUCCACGGAAUAUUUCUUUACCCACAUCAUCCUCAAUAACGUCACAUGAUGACGACAUUUUCUCUCGUGAUCACGGAGACCAGCAAGCGAAUACUAUGCCUUCGUUUCUUAGUAGAAGAGUAACAACUGGAUCUGAUGAUAAUGAAGAGAAUUAUGUCGAAAUGUCUGAUCUUACCAAAUCUUUAAGUUUAACCAGUGAGUUUGCAUUCGACAACAUUGAUGAUAGUGAUACGGCCAAACUAACUAAAAAUCGGGUGGAUUACACAUUAGAAAAGAAAAAUACCCAAAUAUCUUUUGACAACCAAGAUGAAGAUGAUUCUCAUGACCCCCGUCUGCUCAGUCGCAUGCCUUCGUUCAAAAAGUUUAGAAGGUUAAGUAAGAUGGUCACUAGGGCUUCGUCUCGUGUUGUUAACUUGGCAAAUGUUCCACUUGAUCAACUUUCAAAAGAAGGUGACCUGUCGGAUGACAAGAUAUUUUCGGAUAUUCAGCAAAGAAAUUCUACUUCAUCAGAGGCAGCAUUGAACAACCAAUCUUUAGAAACUCCUUCAACCAUCUCAAAAGGUAAAUCGGUAUUAGAAGGUCGAUCCUUAUUUAUAUUUGGUCCAAAUAAUCCUCUGAGAAUUUUCUUUUAUGAAAUUUUGAGUAAUCC
Messenger RNA from Racocetra persica, 743 nucleotides. NCBI's taxonomy places the organism in Eukaryota, Fungi, Glomeromycota, Glomeromycetes, Diversisporales, Gigasporaceae. The record is from the annotation of a GenBank genome assembly.